CUUCGCCUCGCCGCUUAAGAGGUGACAAGGCUGUAGUGAUGGUAAUACACAGUUUCCUCGCGGUGACGCUAGAGAUCAGACGCGAGAUAGCGUGAAGUGUUAUGCUAUGCUAUAACUGACAAUGAAAAUUAUUCAUGAUACUGUUUCUCGGGUGUGUUAUCUGCUAUGAUUACAGAGACGCUGUUGAGCACAAAGUGUUGUGAGCAUCUAUCAACAAGACGUGAGAAAAGUGUUUGUGUUGGAUGUCAGUAUGACGCCACUGGUGUUUCUCGGGUUGCUAACAGUUCUGACAGUCGAGUGCCGUAGUAUAACGAGCAGAUAUGAGGACGCUGUUAAAGACUGCGAGUGGCAACGCAUAACACCGGUACUUGACUCCGUGAGUGAUGAAGACGCCGCCGAUACCUCAGCGUCGCUGGCGUCGGUUGUGCUUUCGUGUCGCCUACGAACUAUCGGCGGAACAGACAGUCUGCUUAACAACCUCACCUCCACGCAGGUGGCGCGGAUAACGGCUCUGCGACUCGAAUGCAGUGACGUGCUGUUCUUCGAAAGUUCGCUAGAGAACAAUAACAAACAUGACGGCGGAAGUUUUCUGGGCCAGCUUCGGUGGCUGCGUGACCUUCGCAUCGAGUACUGUAAGAUCAGGUACGUGCCCUCGGCCGUGUUGGCGUCUCUGCGGGAACUACGGCACUUCUCACUUCGCACCCACAACACGGACUGGUCCGCCAUGACUAUGGAGUUUCAUCCGGACAGUUUCCGUGGCCUCCCGGACCUCCGAAGCCUUGAUCUCGCGGACAACAACAUAUGGACCCUGCCGCCAGAACUUUUCUGUCCGGUGUACAGUCUCGCACAUCUGAAUCUCAGUCGUAACCGAAUCCAAGAUGUCACAGAACUCGGCUUUUCAGACUGGGGAAAUGGUCCAUCUGCUCCUGGGAAAUCUUGUAAUGUUGGUCUCGAAGUUCUAGAUUUAUCUGCAAACGAUGUUAUUCGUAUCCCGGAUAAUGGUUUGUCCAGCCUUCGCUCCCUCCAGAAAUUAUACAUCCAAGAUAAUUCGCUUACGUCCCUGGCAGACAGGGCCCUUGUCGGUCUCACAUCCCUACAAAUCCUCAACGCCUCGAGCAAUCUCCUUGUUGCCCUCCCGCCAGAAUUAUUCCAGACUUCACGCGACAUCAAAGAGAUCUACCUACAAAACAAUUCCAUAAGCGUACUUGCCCCUGGCCUCCUGGAAGGCCUAGAUCAACUUCUUGUGCUGGAUAUUUCGUCCAACGAGUUGGCCAGCAAUUGUGUUAACCGCGACACCUUUUCUGGAUUGGUUCGCCUAGUGAUACUCAACCUGUCCCGCAAUCAUAUCACGCGAAUAGACUCGCACGUGUUUCAAGACUUGUACAGUCUGCAGAUUCUUAAUCUAGAGGAGAAUGGUAUUGACGUGAUCGCGGAAAGUGCUUUCUCCAGUCUCAGCAAUCUUCAUGCUCUAACCUUGACACACAAUAAUUUGGUUCAGCUGGAGUCGCACCAUUUCACAGGACUUUACGUGUUAAACCAACUGUAUCUAGAUAAUAAUCGUAUAAAAAGCAUCCACUCCCGCACAUUUGAGAACUGUACUAACUUGCAGGAUCUUGGCAUUAGUGGUAACAAUCUGAUGGAAGUACCACACAGUAUCGGUCAUCUUCGUUAUCUCAAGAGUCUGGACUUGGGAGAUAACCAUAUCUCCAAACUCGUUAACACUUCCUUCGAAGGCCUAGAUCAGCUAUACGGAUUACGCCUUAUUGACAAUGAUCUAGUAAACAUUUCUAGGGAUACAUUUUCUGCUCUAACGUCUCUUCAGGUAUUGAAUCUAGCGUGUAAUAAGAUACAGCUUGUGGACCAGGGUGCUUUCGGAACGUAUCCAAACCUCAAAGCAAUAAGACUUGAUGGAAAUCGAUUGACUAAUAUUGACGGCAUCUUCACACAUCUACCUGGACUCGUGUGGCUUAAUGUGUCCGACAAUCAACUAACAUGGUUUGACUACGCAUUGCUACCACCAAGUCUUGAGUGGCUUGAUGUGCAUAAGAAUCAAGUGUCUAAGUUAGGUAACUAUUUUGACAUUCGCAACAAACUGCAAAUCAAGAUGUUAGAUGUGAGCUUCAAUAGACUGACUGAAAUAGGAGAAGAUUCAAUACCGAACAGUGUGGAAAGUGUUUUCCUAAACGACAACAUGAUAAGGAAAGUUCAAGCCAAUGCCUUCCUCAAGAAAGUGAAUUUGAGUAGAGUUGUGUUAUAUGCAAACGAACUACAAACCUUAGAUUUUAGCGCUCUUAGACUCCAACCGGUAUCAGAAGACAAGGACCUACCACAGUUUUAUAUCGGCGGAAAUCCAUUUCACUGUGACUGCAACAUGGAGUGGUUGCACAGAAUUAACCAGCUGAGUCAUCUAAGACAGCACCCGCGUAUCAUGGACCUAGAUACUGUCACGUGCAGACUUUCUUACUCGCGAGGUGAUAUCAACAGAGCCCUUCUAGAUUUGAAGCCAUCGCAGUUCCUCUGCCCUUAUGAGACUCACUGUUUCGCUCUCUGUCACUGCUGUGACUUCGACGCCUGCGACUGCGAGAUGACGUGCCCUGAAAACUGUACUUGCUACCACGACCACACGUGGUCUGCCAACGUAGUUGACUGCUCCAGCGGCGGCCACAGAUCGGUCCCGGCUAAAAUUCCGAUGGACGCCACAGAAAUCUAUUUGGACGGGAACGACCUGGGAGAGCUGGGCAGCCACGUGUUCAUAGGAAAACGGAAGCUUCAGGUGUUGUACCUGAACAACAGCAAAGUAGCGGCAAUCCACAACAGGACGUUUAAUGGCGUCAUGUCUCUUCGCAUAUUGCACCUCGAGAACAAUCGGCUUCAGGAACUGAGAGGCUUCGAGUUUGAUCAGCUUGAUAAUCUGAAUGAGUUGUACUUGGACCACAAUGCUAUUACACACGUCGGCAAUGCAACAUUCUCGACAAUGCAGUCUUUGGAAGUGCUUCGCCUUGAUGAAAACAAGAUCGUAAACUUCUCGCCCUGGCUGCAACUGGCGGUUGCAGCAGGGACCCUGGCCAAAGUCUCUCUUGAUGGCAACGCGUGGACCUGUGAGUGCGAAUCCGUGAACCGCCUCGAGGAGUGGCUGAAACAAAACAUGGACGCUACAAGUGGCUCGAACCCCAGUAAGAUGUUGUGUCUCAAUGGUGGUAACAAAAAGACGAAGGAAAACGUUGCCGACUUCAUCAAACAGUGCAACAAAGAUAAUCAUAAUGCGUUUGCUACCUCCGUGGUACAGAGGAAUCCACUAUUCACCAACAGCGUGCUAGGCGACAGUUACGUGCCACUUCUAGCAGCAGGUUUGGUCGUCUUAAUGGUCGUUCUUCUCGCCAGCACUCUCAUCUUCAUAUUCCGGCAGGACAUUAGACUCUGGGCACAUUCUCGUUACGGCAUUCGAUUAUUUAGUGAUACCGCUCCAGCUGCUGAUGUUGAUGACGACAGAGACAGGCUCUAUGACGCUUACAUGGUGUACAGUAUCAAGGACGAGGACUUUAUUAGCAGAGUAAUAGCUUCUGAACUUGAGCAGAGUGGAUAUUCCAUGUGCCUUCAUUAUCGCGACAUUCAUCUCAUGAGCGGUACGUCUUUCCUGGCUGACAGCAUCCUUAGUGCCUCAGAUGCAUCUCGCAGAAUUAUUAUUGUGUUGUCCCUAAGCUUCCUGCAGAACGAAUGGGAUAGACCAGAAUUCCGCGCGUCGUUGCAAGCGUCUUUGGAACAAACUCGGAUGGCCCUCAGAAGGAAGAAGGUGAUAUUCUUGCUGACCACCGACCUGCAGACUUUCACUCUUGAUCCCGAUUUGCAUAUACUUCUGAGGACUUACACUGUAAUCUCAUGGGGGGAAAAAAGGUUCUGGGAAAAACUGCGAUAUGCCAUGCCCGACGUCGUUGCAGUCCAGAAAAAUAUAAAAAAGGGCAGAAAGUCGCCUUCAGUAGCAGUAAAUGAUCUGAAGAAAAAAGUUGCGAGAGAUGGUGAAGGUGGUAAGACGACCUCCAGAGUGGCAAGCGCCAGGUACAUCGCGACGCCGACUUCCCUGGAUUCCUGGUACAAGUACUCAGCCAUGUCGCAGCCACAUCCUCAACAGGCGACAGCCCCGUUGCAUCAGGCGGUUCCUACCCCCACCCCUACGCAGUCAACGUACGUGUCCGAGAACUCGUCGCAGAGGACAACUGACCACGAAGAGGAGGAGAGUUCAACGACGAACGGGAGUCAUCAGCACGAGUACCCCGAGAACCACAACAGGCACAGCUACACGGCUGUCGACACGAGGCACCCACAUCACCGCCAUAAAAACAACAACCACAGAAAUCACCAUCACCAUCAACACCACGUGUACAGCACCAUACCAGACUCAGUCCCAUUAACUGACCCCCACAGCAGAUCCGCCAUGUCGAACGGGGACCCCUCUGACAACUACCCUGCCGCCGUGUGUAAAGUUAACAAUGCCAAUACCUUUGUUGCAAAUGGGAGGACUUAUUUUGUGUAAAUUGAAGUGACCUGUUUCCAAGUAUUCACUGAGCUCAGGCCUAAAGUGAUAAAGUGGACAUGAGACCCGGCUUACAACACAACUUUGAUGUUUCGACUAGUCAACUCAGAGACGUUAAUCAGAAGAUUGUUGGGGAAACGUUUGUGCUAACGACCUGAAGAAGGAAGCGAAGUCGAAGCCACAAACUCGCUAUGCACAGCAGCAUCUGGCUCUAAGGCAACCUUAAGUAGCACAUAUCUACAGAAUUAACAAUCCUGUUACUCUUAACAGUGACAAGACUGCAACUGUGGAACUCAAGUUACUUUCAUGACUUGAAACAAGACUGCUUAGUUAUGUAAAUAGCCCUGUCUGGGUAACGGACGUUUCUAUACACCUGGUAGGUAAAUAAACAAACACAGUUCAUAUUUCGGAACACUUACAACAGAAUUAAUUGAAGCGAUAUACAAGGAACAUUGAGUGAGUUAUUAAAGCCUUGUUACAGGAAUUAUUCCAACCUAAAACAAUGUUAUUUUCUUUACCAAACAUGAAAUCGUAUACCAAUUAAGAUUACCUUGGAAAAUUGUUGAUGUCUAUCUAUAAAUACAAGACUGUAAUCUACCGAACGUCGCAGAAGCGACGUACCGGAUAAUCUCGUUUUGUUAUAGGAAACAGUUUGAUCUAUUUUAACCCAUUUCAACCUCUACAGGAAACACAGGUCUGUGACAGGCCUACAAAAAUCUGCAAGAUAUUAAUACGACGUGGUAUGAUUUAAUAGGGUUUCAUACACAAUUAUUUCACCCAAUUCAAUUAAGAUAGUUUUUUUAAACUGCAAGCAUGAUGCGGUACAAUUCAAUCAAUAUGGUCACAGGCUACGGCCUUGAAGAUCCGUAUUCGAUUCCCGGUUAAGGUAAAGACUUAUCUUUUGGACCCAACACUGAUUCCUCAGCGUACCCUGAUCUUUUCCAAUUCACAUCGUGGAUUUUUUUUUUUUUGGGGGGGGGGUGUUAAAAGAGCAACAGCGUGGAGCUUACAGCUCACCUCCAUCUUGUAUCUAUGUCAAUAAAGGGUGAAGUUUCACCUUCACAUACCCUAUACGACUUUAUGGCUAUGUAUUUAAGAACAGACGAAAUUUUAUUUUUUGUCCUUAAUACGCAGGUAUUUUUAUUUUUCGUAUAUUAUUUAAUUUCUAAGUAAUGCACUAAUUAGAAUUUUAUGUCCAAUGAGAUUCUAAAUAAAUUUAUAACUCGCCAGAAACUAGGCCUAACUUACUUACAUGCCAUAUCUUACCAACAAUUAAAAUCCCGCUUUGCUACGGAUUAUGGGGUCUUGAGAGAGAGAGAAAGAAAUUGUAUAACUGAGGGGAAAUUAAUAGAAUUUUCAAACAUUGUAAGUAAAUAAACUAAUGACACUGUAAUAAUGUCAAAGUAAACGUUUACUGGCGAUAAGUCACGUGGAUGCCAAAUAAAUAUCCGACACUUCGAAGGUAGUUUUCAUCAUCAGUUGCUGGUGAUAACCUUCCUAAGAAUUAACUGCGUGACGAAAACAUUUUCCGAACGGUUGGAUUAUUUUUUAUCGGCUUGUAACCCAACAAGUAUUCACUGCAUGUAUUUGCCAUUAACAUUUCAAGGUUUACAAGAAAGCAUGGAGGCAAACCUCCACUCGCAUCUACAUCUGAAUGGUUUUGUGCGUAGUUACGAACCAGGGACAACUUAAUUUUAUCAGUGGAAGAAACUCUUACUCAGUUUAAAUACGAUGAAAUUAAUGUUUUUUAUAUAAAUCAUUACUCCUGAGUAACUAUGAGAUGUUUUGAUUGUGGUCUUCUGAGUUACGAAUGCCACGGAGGAACCUGUCUCUUGUCUUCACGUUGGAACAUGGGGACGAUGUGUUCGUCAGAAUCUACUAUAACAAAAUAAAAGUCCACAAGACGUGGUAACCCAGAAAACCAAAACCCAAAUCUUAUCUUCUGAGAUAAUUAAAUUGCAUCGUCUUCACCUGGAUUGUAAAUAUUCUUUGCUGAUUGUUUCCAGUUUGCCGGUGAUGAUCUGACGGUGUAGUUCACACAGUUUGCGAAAUAUUGUAACAUACUAAUCAUCCAGACAGGGAAACGAAUGAAUAACAUUUUCCGAAAUAUUAUGUGUAGUGUAAAUAAAUGAGCAAUUGUAUAUCAGAACUGAAUGAUUCAUUCACAUUCAGGCGACUGCUUCCAUAAUUUUAAGUGCUCACAAAAAUUCUGUUAUUUGCAUAUCGGGUUUGGGCCCUGUUAUUAAAUAUUCCAUCUAUACUUAUCACUGAUUGCACAUGAAUUUUAGCACGGAUUGUAAUUUAUAAUUUUAAACCUAUUUCAGGUCAUUAAGAAAUAUCUCUACCCAGUAUCCUACUUAGAUUUUAAAAUAUUUGUAAAAAUGUGUAAUUACUUAAGCAUCUCGACGAUUGUUAUUUCCGACUAUGUUCUAUGUAAGUCGAUAUCAUGUUCAUAUUUAACAGAUCUGUUUAAGAAACUCUGAUUGGUCAUUCAUUGACAAUCUCGAUAACAUUUGUAAUUAAUAAACUUGUGGAAAAGACCAGCUCAAAUUUAA
Molecule: messenger RNA, 7083 nt
Organism: Zootermopsis nevadensis
Lineage: Eukaryota; Metazoa; Arthropoda; Insecta; Blattodea; Termopsidae
Product: toll-like receptor Tollo
Biological process (GO): signal transduction
Molecular function (GO): protein binding
Source: RefSeq, a predicted model, not a curated record